Cokeromyces recurvatus is the source of this 2105-nucleotide messenger RNA. RefSeq names its product methylenetetrahydrofolate reductase-domain-containing protein. Gene Ontology annotation, cellular component: cytosol. The coding region runs from base 278 to 1966 and encodes 562 amino acids. The record is from RefSeq and is a predicted model, not a curated record. Gene Ontology annotation, molecular function: FAD binding; methylenetetrahydrofolate reductase [NAD(P)H] activity. NCBI's taxonomy places the organism in Eukaryota, Fungi, Mucoromycota, Mucoromycetes, Mucorales, Mucoraceae. Gene Ontology annotation, biological process: tetrahydrofolate interconversion. The transcript is spliced from 5 exons.
AAACCCAUCAAAUCCCUUUCCCAGAUUUUUUCUUUUUUAUUUCAUUUUAUAUUUGUGUCAUCAUAGAGUAUGAAGAUUAUUAACAAGAUUGAAAAAGCAGAAAGGGAAGGACGUGCAUUUUGGUCCUUUGAGUAUUUCCCUCCAAAGACAGAUAUAGUAAGAAGAAGAAGAAGAAGAUCCUUUUUCUUUUUUUUUCCCCCUAUUAUUCAUUAUCAUUUAUUCAAUCCAUUUUUUUUUGUUUUGUUUUAUUUAGGGUGUUCAAAACUUAUAUGAUCGUAUGGAAAGGAUGCAGCGUUAUGGGCCUGAAUUUAUAGACGUUACAUGGGGCGCAGGUGGAAGUUCUGCUGAACUCACGAUAAAUAUUGUUUCUACUUCACAGUCUGUCUAUGGAUUAGAAACUAUGAUGCAUUUAACUUGUACAAAUAUGCCAAUAGAAAAGAUAGAUAAUGCUUUAAAGGCAGCAAAGGCAUGUGGUUGCCAGAAUAUCUUGGCUUUGCGUGGUGAUCCUCCAAAAGGACAAUUAAACUGGGAAUCUUGUGAAAAUGGGUUUAACCAUGCUAUUGAUUUAGUGCGUUAUAUUAGAAAGAAAUAUGGUGAUUAUUUCUGUAUCGCUGUUGCAGGUCAUCCUGAAGGACAUAUUGAUAACGAGGAUAAAGAAGAUGAUCUACAAAGAUUAAAAGAAAAAGUCGAUGCAGGUGCCAACUUGAUUAUUACUCAACUCUUCUUUGACGUUGACAUCUUUAUUCACUUUGUAAAACGUUGUCGUGCAAUCGGUAUCACCUGCCCUAUUCUUCCAGGAAUUUUCCCUAUUCAGAGUUAUGCUGGUCUACAGCGUGUCAUUUCUUUUAACCAUAAUGCUGUGCCCCAAAAAAUAUGGGAUGAUUUAGAACCAAUUAAGGAUGAUGAUUUAGCAGUCAAAGAUUAUGGUAUUGAUCUUGCUGUUCACUUUAUACAUGAAAUUAGAAAACAAACUGGGAUUCAGUGUUUCCAUAUCUAUACUUUUAAUCUUGAACGUUCUUCUCGUCUAAUUUUGGAAAAAUUGGGUUUAAUGCCAGAAAUAGAGCAUAUAAAACCUUUGCCUUGGUAUCCUUCACUUGGACCAAAUCGUACAAAGGAAACAGUCCGACCUAUUUUCUGGAAGAAUCGUACACAGAGUUAUAUUCAACGUACUGAAUCUUGGGAUGAAUUCCCUAAUGGACGUUGGGGUGAUGCACGUUCACCUGCCUUUGGUGAAUUUGAUCGCUGGGGGGUCUCUAUUAAAUAUCCAGUUGAGAAGCGUUUAAAGAUGUGGGGUGAGCCUGAAUCACCGGAUGAUAUUGCUCUUAUUUUUGCUAAAUACUGUAAAGGGAAAAUUGAAGGAUUGCCUUGGUGUGCACAAAAGUUAGACCCUGAAUCAGAUAUCAUUAAACAAAGACUAGCCGCUAUUAAUUUACUUGGAUAUCUUACUAUCAACUCUCAACCUGCUGUCAAUGGUGUAAAAAGUAGUGAUCCUGUCUAUGGCUGGGGACCUAAGAAUGGUUAUGUUUAUCAAAAGGCUUAUAUCGAAUUCUUUCUUUCUCCUGACAAAUUAGAUGAGUUAACAGAAAAGAUGGAAAAGGAUCCUGAAGUGACUUAUUUUGCUGUAAACAAAAAGGGUGAAUUAAAAACAAAUACAGAAUAUGAUGAACCUAAUGCAGUUACUUGGGGUGUUUUCCCUGGAAAAGAAAUUAUACAACCUACUAUCGUUGAACGUAUUGCAUUCAUGGCUUGGAAGGAUGAAGCAUUUAGUUUAUGGAAUGAAUGGGCACACACUUAUGAUAGACAGAGCUUAUCGGCUGAAGUCAUUUUGAAUAUUUAUGAAAAUUGGUAUUUAGUUAAUAUUGUUCAUAAUGAUUUUCAAGAUGAAAAAGGUAUUUGGCGUUUAUUUGAUCUAGAAAUUGAUGGAGACUUGUCUAAAAAACUAAGACGUGGUUCUGGUUCUCUUUAAGAAAGAAGACAUUCUUUUUAUAUCUAUGCCUCACACACACACACACACACACACACACUUUCCUUUUAUUUCUAGUAUUUAUCCCCUCCAUACCAUCAUUAUAUAAUAUAAUUUAGAAUAGAAAGAAAUAAUACAUAUU